AUGACAGUUGACUAUUCAUUAUACUUGGUGACUGACUCCACCAUGAUUCCAAGCACCUCCACUUUUCUCAAGCAAGUGGAGGAUGCAGUCAAUAAUGGGGCCACAUUGGUUCAAUUGCGAGAAAAGGAAAUCUCUACAUUGGAUUUCAUUGAAAGGGCAAAACAGGUCCACAAAUUAACCAAGCCAAAGAAUGUCCCCUUGAUCAUCAAUGACCGAGUUGAUGUUGCAUUGGCGGUGGAUGCAGAGGGUGUUCAUGUAGGUCAAGAUGAUAUGCCAGCCACUUUGGUGAGAAAAUUAAUUGGACCAAACAAGAUUCUCGGUGUUACAUGUUCAAAUCCAAAUGAAGUGAGGCAGGUUGUUCGUGAAGGAGUUGCUGAUUAUGUCGGAUUAGGAACCACAUUUGCCACAAACACUAAAAAAGAUGUAAAGACCCCAGACGGAGUUGGUCCCAUUGGUAUUAGAAAGCAGAUGCAUGAAUUGAGCAAAGACAUUCGUUGUGUGGCAAUUGGUGGAAUCAACCAUUCCAAUGCGAACAGAGUUGUACAUCAAUGCCGCGUUGGCGAUAGACUGCUUGAUGGGAUAGCCGUGGUUUCUUGCAUUAUGGCAAGUGAAGAUGCAGCAAAGGCAACCAGAACAUUACGUGCCGAGUUGGACCAUACACCAGAAUGGGCAGUGGUCAGAUCAUUUGACAAACGCAUCCCUAACCACGCUGUUGUAAAAAAUAUGACAAGCCAGCACCCAUUGGUACAUCAUAUUACCAAUAAUGUUGUCAAAAAUUUUAGCGCAAAUGUGACGUUAGCCAUUGGUGCAUCGCCAAUUAUGUCAGAGUUACCUGAGGAGUUCGAAGAGUUUGCAUCAGCUAUUCCUAAUAUCGGACUUGUUGUCAACUUGGGAACACCAAAUGCUGAGCUAAUGAAGGUAUUUUCCAAAGCAUUGACUGUGUACAACAAGUACAAUAAGCCUAUUGUGUUUGAUCCAGUUGCUUGCGGAGCUUCAAGGGCUCGACUCGAAAGCUGUCGCAAGCUUUUGAACCAAGGGGUUGUGUCUGUUAUAAAGGGUAAUGUCGGAGAGAUAAUGAGCAUUUGGAAACUCACUCCGUUCUAUCAAGAAGAUGUGGACACUGGAGAGAGUCAUAUGAGAGGCGUGGACUCCAUUUCCAAUGCUAAGGAUGCUGAGGUUUUGGAAAAGGGGGUCCAAGUUGCCACUACUUUUGGCUGUACAGUUGUGAUAACUGGAAAAAUCAAUUACAUAAUAGGCAGCGACAAGAGAUCAGUGCAGGUUGCUGGUGGAGAUGCAUUAAUGGGUAGUAUCACGGGAACUGGAUGUUCCUUGGGAAGCACAAUCGCUGCAUUUCUCGCAGCUGAGAGCGCCAGCCCUAUAGUUGGAGGCGAUAUCUUAAAGGCUACUGAAAUAGCAGUUAGAUUGUAUAACAGAGCUGGUGCAGAAGCUGGUAAGCUAUCGAAAUCCCCAGGUUCAUUCAUGAUUUCAUUCCUCGACCAAUUGAGCGAGGUUUCGCAAAACCCAGAAGAGAAGGUGUAG
Lodderomyces theae is the source of this 1539-nucleotide messenger RNA. RefSeq names its product bifunctional hydroxyethylthiazole kinase/thiamine-phosphate diphosphorylase (gene THI6). The transcript has a single exon. Lineage: Eukaryota; Fungi; Ascomycota; Pichiomycetes; Serinales; Debaryomycetaceae. Gene Ontology annotation, cellular component: cytoplasm. Bases 1 to 1539 code for a protein of 512 amino acids. Gene Ontology annotation, molecular function: magnesium ion binding; ATP binding; thiamine-phosphate diphosphorylase activity. Gene Ontology annotation, biological process: thiamine biosynthetic process. The record is from RefSeq and is a predicted model, not a curated record.